This is a messenger RNA of Stylophora pistillata, 3376 nucleotides long. Its product is annotated as chondroitin sulfate N-acetylgalactosaminyltransferase 1. Gene Ontology annotation, molecular function: glucuronosyl-N-acetylgalactosaminyl-proteoglycan 4-beta-N-acetylgalactosaminyltransferase activity. NCBI's taxonomy places the organism in Eukaryota, Metazoa, Cnidaria, Anthozoa, Scleractinia, Pocilloporidae. Gene Ontology annotation, cellular component: Golgi cisterna membrane. The record is from RefSeq and is a predicted model, not a curated record.
AAAAUUAGUCGAGACAUUUGUGUCAUACUUAACUAUGAUGUUUAUGCUGAGAAGCCGCAGAAAUCGAGUUUCAUCUGAAUAUUGACGCAAAUUAAUAUCGAUCUUACAUAUAAUGUUUAGAAACCAAACACGUUCUCCAAGUUAAAUUAGCAGUUGCGGCAGUUGUCGCUCGAACACGAGGCCUUAAACAGUGCUCGUAACAGCGGAACACGGGUACCAGCUACAAAAACCUGCCAGCACCAAGUGGACAAACGUGUACAGCAAAGUUCACCGGUAAAAUAGAUUUUGAAAUAUCUUUUAAAUCAUAAAGGACGGUGUUUUUUGAGAAAGAUGGUAUUUCAGAAAAUAAGAAGAUGAACAUGUUCUGUAGCGAUGGCGAUUUCCUCUUCGCGAUUUCAGAGAGUCACGUUGUAUUUCUUGCUGGUUUUGGCAAUGAUUCUCGUUUAUCAAAUUUACCAUCAUGGAGGCAAGCUGCUCAGUAAAAAGCAAGAAGAGCUCAAAGGCGAUUGGACCAAGAAUUUGCAAUCAAAUCAUGUGAAAUUGUCACGGACAAACGCAGCUACAGAAUCAUCACAGCCGAUGCGGAGGGACCUGAGAAAAACCGCUGAACAAGGGAAUCCAAUAUUACAGAUUGAAAUGAAGAGAUUAAAAACCCGCAUGACUCGGAAAGACGAGCUUAUUGAAAAGCUAACUGCUCAGCUAGAAAAGGAAAAAUCUCGAGCAGAAAAAUCCAAUCAGGUGAUUGGCAACUUGAGGCUUGAAAACACGCAAUUACAGGCGGAAGUCGAGAGUUACUCCCAUGGGGUCACAAGCGGUAGAAGUGAACAAAACACUGGUGUAAAGAAAGAACUCUUAUCCCUGGAUAAAACAUCUCCAAAAAUCACUGAUAGUCAAAUAUCACAACGAAUUCCAUUUCAGAGUUUCGCCAAAACGCAUCUUUUCGAAAGCUCCCCUCGAAAGAAACCGAAAGAGUAUAUCUUUCAUGGUCAAAAUUCGAACACGCGGAAAGUUAAAUCCGGAGAGCGCCAUCUUGUCCAAGCACAAGACGUCGGUGUUCAUUUUAUCAACACAAACACGUCAUACCACGUAAACCGUGAGAACAUGGUAGAUGGGGUCUACAGAAUCGAUAUCAACACUGGUAUUGACUAUGAACUGUAUUUCAAAGAUCCGUCUUCGAAGAAGUUUCUAACAGUGCGGCUUAUUCGUCCCUUGGGUGUCGUGCAACCAGUUGCUCUCCCGGAGGACAGCAGAGGUCCUAAUGAACUUAUAAACAUAAUUGUUCCUCUAUCUGGGCGCCUUGAACGAUUUCAACAGUUUAUGGAUAUGUUUGUGGAAGUGUGCAUUAAAAGUGACGGAAACGUGUUUCUGACAGUGGUCCUAUACGGAGCCUCUGAUUUCAAUACUGUAAAAACUACUCUUAAAGAUCUGGAAGUUACGUAUAGUUUUAAAAAGUAUCAACUUAUCAUGCGAGAUAAACCGUUUUCUCGAGGGAGAGCUUUACAUGACGGUGUAAUGUACUGGAGUGGCAACCCCAAAAAUAUUUUAAUGUUUUUUUGUGAUGUAGACAUAACGAUUCGUCCUGAUUUUCUUCGACGGUGUCGCAUGUACACUCAAAGGAAAUCGAAAGUCUAUUUUCCGAUGGUGUUUAGCUUGUUUAAUCCAAAGAAUGUCUACGAACAUGGAACUAUUCCACCACCUGCAGAACAACUUAAAAUUGACCGGAAGUACGGCUUUUGGCGUGAAUAUGGGUUUGGAAUGACUUGUCAGUACAGAGCAGACUAUCUCCGUGUUGGUGGAUUUGAUUUAAACAUUGAAGGUUGGGGGACAGAAGACUUGGGAUUGUACCAAAGAUAUCUGCAACAGGCAAACAUCAGAAUCAUUCGCGCCCCUGACAGAGACCUUUUCCAUCAGUACCACGACAAAAAGUGUGACCCCAGCCUUUCUGAGGAGCAGUACCGGUCAUGCCUUGCAUCCAAGGCAAAAGUUGAAGGAACACAGACUCAAAUCGCUAUACAGCUGACGAAACUUAGAGAGAAGUAUGAAUCAGAGUUACAGCCUGAGAACGGAUACUGAGUUAAAACGGUUGAAAGAAACAUCACAGCCCGUGCCACGUGACCGCAUGCGAGGAAAUAAACAGAAGAUGAAACAAGAGACAAUGCCAAAGCUGGGCUGGAUUCAAUCGUGAACGAAGUUGAUUGUUUCCAUGGCACAACAGAUUACAUCAACGCCAAGAAAGUUUCGAAAUGUUCCGUUUGUUGUAAGCUGUCUGGAAGUUCAAAUUUUACAAGAUGUUUCUGUUUGAAUGGAACCACAAUUCUGAUAAAUUUUUGGACGAAUGUUAAAAAUUGCAACAAAUUUACGUCCUAGUUCGAAAGAAAAUGAAAUAAAUACAGAUAUUGCUGAAAUCUCCAUCCCUGCAUGAAUUCGUAUAUGGCUAUUCUUUGGCCGAUUCCUUUGGUCCAGUUGAAGAAUGUGUGGCCAGCUUCGAGCAGUUUUACUCUCUGUACCUGUCGCGUGUCGUAACGAAUUCUAUGGCAAAUAACACGGCAUUGCAAACAAACUCGGAAGACUGGCCGGAAUCAGAUACUGAAAAAUCUCAAAAAAUGAGAGAGCCCAUUGCGCGUACUAUUUCUCUUACAGGGGGCUGGCAAUUAGCUGUAUCUUUCACUAGUUCCCUUGCUACCAGCUGAACUCUUACUUAUUCAAAAAAUCGUGUUUCUUAGUAAGGCAACAUAAGUUAUGGCUUGUGAAAUAAUUGCCACAAUUCCUCUAUACAAAGGGAAAGCAAAAUAGAUUAACCUGUGCACGUUAAAGGUACGGCGUUUAAGAAAGAAGAAAUUAAAUAACACUAUGAUUUAAAGCUUUAACUUCACCUCAGUUUUCAAUACCUUUAUUUUUCGACACAUAAGAAUAUAGUCAAAACUUGCCACCGCCUGUAAAUACUAACUUUCCCUCGGAAAAAAAAAAGCGAAACCGUUUCAGAAAAAAUUAGUUAUAAACUCCGCUUAAAAUGAGCCAUGAUUAGAAAAUGAAUAUUUCCUUCGCAAAGUAUUGUUAUGAAUGGAAGAUGUUCCAAUUCCUAUUGGAAUCUUUUCUGCGCUAAAACGCAAGCUUCGCACAAACAUUAAUCAAUGUUGUAAGAAUGAAUGAAUGCAUUUUGAACCAAAUAAACUAAUUGGACAUGUCCUUUGUAGUCGCAAAAAUCCACUAUUGGAGACAGCUGCAAGGUUUGGUGAAACCAACUCUAGCGCUCACUGACACAAUUGCCGAGAUAUAUCUCGCUUAUGAUCAAAAUUUUCAUAAAAUGAAAAAGGAUCAAACUAUUUUCACGAUACUACAAAAGCAGCAGUUUGUAAAUUGCUGAAAAAGAAAACAA